UCCAGUCUGUACUGUGGGGAGGUGGAGGGUCUGUCGGGGGAGGCGGGGGCUGGUGGAGUCCUUCCUGGUGGAGCUGUAUCGGUGUAAACUCUGUCAGUUCACCUGCGGCCUCAAGCCUGCCAUCAACAGCCACCUGCUGCAGAGGCACCGCCCCCCCGCCCUCGCCUAUCUGGGGGAGGCUGAUGAAGGGGAUGGGGUUGAGGGUGGAGAUGAGGCGGGGCUCCAGCAGGGAGCAUCGCCCUAUCAGCUGGACCUGAACGGACACUCGAAGCAGAGCAACGAGGACGAGGACUUCCUGCUCUACAACAUGCUGGACAACAUGAGCCCACCCACCUGUGACAUCGGCACGGAGGGAGGACUGCAGGUUGCACACACCUGUGAGGUCAGUACGCUGUUUGAGGAGGAAGAGGGGGAGGAGAAGGAGAAGGAGGGGGCGGAGUCCAUCUUCCAUCUGCAGGGGGGCUCAGUGGAUCUGUCUUGUCACAUCAACCCCCCCGCCACUAAGGAGGAGAUGGCUCAGUCUGCUCACCUCAUGACUCUCGGACUUUGUCGCAUCUCAGCCGCCAGACAUCCUCCCCCUCCUUCCCCAACCCAACACCUUCCUCCCCCAGAACGCCCCCCCCGUGCGUCCCAGGACGACAGGAAGCAGUGCAAGACAAACGGUCAACAGAUGAGGACUCUGCUGCCAUGUCUCCUGUGUCCUCUGAUGCUUUCGUCCAGGCGGCUCCUGGACGUUCACAUCCAGUCUCACCGAGCAGCCGGCGGCUUCAGCUGCGUCCACUGCAGUUGGACGGCCAACAGCUGGAAUGACCUAGAACCUCAUUGGAGGAGCCACUGCAGGAAGGUACGGAGGGAGGAAGAGGAAGAAGAGUCGGAGGCGGCGGCGGCGUGUUCUGUCUGUCUGAGGACGUUCAGGAAUGUUGCAUCACAAAACGCUCAUCGCCACAGUAACUGCUCAGACAGAUGGAAGAGCCGACUGAUAAGACAAGCAGGAGGGAAGGAGGCGGAGCUUACAGACAGACAGACAGCUGGCAGCCAAUCAGACACCAGCCUGAGUGUGAUGGUUCCUGGUCCGACUGGCAGGCGACAUACUGGCUCACUGCAGAGCACCACCAACAGCAAGAAGAAGAAGACCAGGAGAAAGAAAAAGAAAGAAGAAGAAAAAGUGGAGGCUAAGGAGACGGGGUUCUGCUGCUCACUGUGUCACAGGAAGUUCUCCUCUAAACUGACGCUGAGGCGUCACCUGGGCGUCCACGGAGGAGAGAGACCAUUCACCUGUCCACACUGUUCAUACAGCAGCCGACUGAGGGCCUCGCUGCUGCAACACCUGAGGACGCACACAGGUGAGAAGCCGUACAGGUGUGGUCAGUGUCCGUACGCCUCGAUCGAUCGCAGCUCGCUGAUCAGACACAGUCGAACUCACAGUCAAGAGAAACCUCACAGAUGUACACACUGUGACUACAGCAGCAUCCAGAAGAAGAGUUUGGACCUCCAUGCUCGCCGUCACCACACAGGUGAGGCGUUUCCAUGCCGACAGUGUGUAUACUCGAGCCCGGACCGUCAGCUGCUGCUCAGACAUGUUCGCAGACACCACGCCCCCUCGCAGCACGCCGCUCUGUGAACUCACCGGUGGCUAAACGCUCUUAUUGGACUCUUAGCUUGUGGGCUGAACUACACUGAUGAUGUCACAGUCAGAUUUUAAGGAAUUUUUAUUGAUAACGAAAAUAAAAUGUAAAAAAUGAA
Messenger RNA from Hippoglossus stenolepis (Pacific halibut), 1743 nucleotides. Its product is annotated as zinc finger protein 84. The transcript has 7 exons. Gene Ontology annotation, biological process: regulation of transcription by RNA polymerase II. The coding region runs from base 308 to 1621 and encodes 437 amino acids. Gene Ontology annotation, cellular component: nucleus. NCBI's taxonomy places the organism in Eukaryota, Metazoa, Chordata, Actinopteri, Pleuronectiformes, Pleuronectidae. Gene Ontology annotation, molecular function: DNA-binding transcription factor activity, RNA polymerase II-specific; RNA polymerase II transcription regulatory region sequence-specific DNA binding. The record is from RefSeq and is a predicted model, not a curated record.